AUGGCAUUGCCGGAUGACACUCGCCUUAUGAACAACCAAACUUCCACCGAAGGUAACUUGGCACCUGGUCGUAUGGCCCUUCCGUCAAGGCCACCCCCAAUGACCGCAAGUAACGAGCCCUCGAAGCACGAGUCAACCGGACCGGUUGACGAGGCGGCCUCCAAGUCCGAAUCCGGGCUGUCGCCGAAUUCAAAGAAAGCGGGGCAUGCUGCGCAGAGUCCGUCUGGUCGCAAGAAGUCUCCAAAAAUCUUAAAUGCCCAACCAGCGCAAUCUCCAACCGAGACCGUGGGGGUGGUGAACGUCGCAACGCUGGGACUUGUGCCUUCUGUUCAGGGUCAUGCGGGUCAAGUCUGCAGCAAUUGUGGUACGACACAUACUCCUCUUUGGCGAAGAUCACCUCAAGGAGCCAUCAUUUGCAACGCUUGCGGACUGUACCUAAAGGCGCGUAACGCGGCUCGCCCUGCCAACAUCAGGCGCCCUCCCAGCGUGAUGGCGAGCAAUGUUAGGCAGGCCGCGGCCAAAUUGUCCUCCAAAAAAGCAACCGCACCGUUACUGCCAAGCAACCCGGGAGCAACAUAUGUGGCCGCCGAUCAGACGCCGUCAGGAUCGUGCCCUGGAGGCGGAAGAUGCAACGGCACAGGUGGUGCGGAGGGGUGUGGUGGUUGCCCCGCAUACAACAACCGCGUUUCCAAGAGUGCGAGUCUCAACGUGCUAAAGUGUCAGGGCGCAGCAGCCGCGUCUUCCAAGAAACCUCAAGCAGCAGAGGGCAGCGGGGAAGAACCGACCGAGGUGGACAUCACCGCCUUACACGUACAAUCGCAAAACACAACCGUUGUUAUUGCUUGCCAAAACUGCGGUACUACCAUUACUCCGCUCUGGCGAAGGGAUGAAGCCGGUCAUACCAUUUGCAAUGCGUGCGGUCUCUACUACAAGUUGCACGGUGUGCAUCGGCCAGUGACCAUGAAAAAGGCAAUAAUCAAACGGAGAAAACGUGUGAUUCCUGCCGCCGGAGGUGAUGCCGAAAUUGAGCCAAGUGAGGCUCCAGAUUCACCACCCGCGACAUCAGAACCUCCGAUGGAGAAAGGUACGGUCAACGAAGAUGGAUCUGUUAAUCUCGGCAUCCGUCGACGUUCAGUGCGACCAUUGACGCUCGUGCCUGAGGAUGAAUUGCGGCGAAACAGACAGGCAUCCCCGCUGUCUUCAGCCGCCUUGGGACAGUACCACUCAUCUCAUACAAAUCAACCACACCACGGGGCUCAUGCAUCUCUCACUUACGAGAAUCGACUGGCUCCCAUUCAUUCACUGGCGCUCCCGGUUGAUCGUCAAGCGUCCAUAUCACCAGUAUCAUUUCUGUCCCCAUCAAGAAAGCGGUCGAUAUCUGCUGUAGAGAACGAACCUUCGUCUCACAAUGACAACGAAAGUCAUAAGCGCCUGUCUUCCAUCAAAUCCAUUCUCAACCCGAUGCCGAGUUCCGAGAUGCACCGAGAGGUCUCGCCGGCAGACCAGUUACGGAUGCAACCAGCCUCCCGGUCCCCAGCCAUGAGCAGUCUGACUCCAGCACACAGUCCAGGGUCAUUCUCAAACAGUACGGUUAUUGGGACACCAACAUCAGCUCCGAUUUUGCGGAGCGCUUCGAGAGAUACCCUCAAUGAUAGCGAGCGGAUGAAGGCAGAGCGAAGAGCAGCGUUGGAGCGCGAGGCCGAAAUGAUGAGAGAGUUGCUGGCCGCAAAGGAACGGGAGCUUGCCGAGUUGGGUUAUGAUUGAUAUGCGGAGGCUGAAAAAGCGGCAUGCUGUGAAUUCGGGGGAAACGACUGGAGUUAUUCGGGAGAGCAUACCCAUGGAAUUUGACUUGUGCAUAGAUAGAUAGCAACGGAAGGCAUAGUCUUUUUG
Messenger RNA from Neurospora tetrasperma FGSC 2508, 1890 nucleotides. RefSeq lists its product as uncharacterized. Gene Ontology annotation, biological process: negative regulation of transcription by RNA polymerase II; positive regulation of transcription by RNA polymerase II. Lineage: Eukaryota; Fungi; Ascomycota; Sordariomycetes; Sordariales; Sordariaceae. Gene Ontology annotation, molecular function: DNA-binding transcription factor activity, RNA polymerase II-specific; zinc ion binding; RNA polymerase II cis-regulatory region sequence-specific DNA binding. The transcript has 3 exons. The coding region runs from base 1 to 1764 and encodes 587 amino acids. The record is from RefSeq and is a predicted model, not a curated record.